This is a messenger RNA of Microbotryum saponariae, 1825 nucleotides long. The record is from the annotation of a GenBank genome assembly. Lineage: Eukaryota; Fungi; Basidiomycota; Microbotryomycetes; Microbotryales; Microbotryaceae.
AUGCAGCCCCUCUUGUCUCAGCUCGUGCGGUCGACCAAGGCUGUUCCGGGAUGUGCAUGUACUCGCUUGGUCACCAGUUUCAGGAGCUUGUCCGGAACGUCGUCGUUUCGGAGCGAGUCCAAAGCACCCGUGAGUCGUGCGAGCAGCUGGUGGGGAUGUCAGAAGGCUCGCAGCUGACCCGAACUUCCGGGUUGAGUUCCUCAAGCUCGCCAUAUAUGUUUCCAAAAGCCAUGAUCCACAUUUCAACCUGGCCUACGAGGAUUGGUAUGUAGUGGUUUCUUUCUCCGCUGCCCCCCUCUGCCCCCCUCUGCCCCCCCCACAUCGCACCCUCUCGGACCCAAAGGAUAGGGCGAACCGCUGAUGUGCUCUUGGGGACUGCGACGCAGGCUAUUUCGUAAAACAGAUUCGUCCAUUAUCACCUUGUACAUGUAUCGCAACACGCCAAGCAUCAUCAUCGGUCGGAAUCAAGUAAGCUAGCUCGCUUCCCGUGCCGAACCGGGUCGAGGGAUCUGAUCGCGAUUGAUGCCUUCAGAAUCCAUGGAAGGAAAUCGACCUUCAUCGAUCAGAACACCUUGGAAUCCCAUUCGUACGGAGAAAAUCAGGAGGCGGGACCGUCUAUCAUGUAGGGCCACCUCGAUCCACCCGUCCGAGUCUUCGGCGUGCUGAGAUCGAGGUUCUCCAACCUCUCCACAGGAUCUCGGCAAUACAAAUUAUUGCGUGUUCGUCCCUCGGCUCGAGUUCGAACGACGGACAAAUGCCGAGUUGGUCGCUAGGGCGCUCAACAACUUGGGCAUCGAGGCUUACGUCAAUGAGAGGAAUGAUAUCUGUGUCGAUUCGUUCAAGAUGAGUCGUCGGUGGCUUGAGGCUCGAUUUGCCGAGUUCGAAGUCGGUGGGGAUGAAAGUGCUUACCUAGGAUAAAUGUUGUUGGUCUUUACGUCUCAGGUUCGGCAUUCAAGCUUGUCAAUGCCCGGGCCUACCAUCACGGAACGAUGCUCAUCGAUGCCAAACUCAAAGACCUCAAAGGAUUGCUUGAGAAUUCCAGAGUAGGGGCACUUCGACGUACAGCUCUCAGGAAACCCACCACUGACUAAUAAUCUGGACAUCCACUUUUUUCCCAUCCAGGAUACUCUCGUGACCAAAGGCGUGGCAUCCGUACCCUCACCCGUCAAAAACCUGCGCGAAUUCAGUGCCACGAUCGAUCAUGCCUCAUUCGUGCGAGCCGUGACGAAAGAGUUUGGAAAGAGUCACGGUGAUGAGGGUAUAAAGAUUCAUGUGAGUCGAAGACGGCUGUGGCAUGGAAUUGAGUAGGGCUAAUCUCUGCAACCGUGAUCGGGGGCCGCGCGGGAUAGGAGGUUGACGAAUCCGAGGUGGAGCGGAACGACUAUGCCAGGGGCGUCAUCGACGAACUCCAGGUGAGCCUCAUCAUACUUUGAGCUCGUUGAACAUCACUGAUGAAGUACAUGUUCCCAGUCAUGGGAUUGGAAGUAUGGCCAAACGCCCGAAUUCACACAUGACGUCUCGGGUGAAUUCCCCUUCGGACCACUAGUGAGCACUUUCGGGGACUCAGCAUUGUCCCAACAUUGAACGCAAACUUCGUCUUUUCAUCCAGGCAUACCACAUCACCUCUCGGCACGCGCUCAUCACCUCAUGCACGAUCACGACCUCACCUUCGAAUGCGGAUUAUUACCGAGCCGCACAGACAGUGCGUGAGAUUGUACAGGAUCUAAGGUAUGGAUCUCUGGAUGGAGUCGAGGGCAAGAUUCCGCAGGGAUUGAAAGGGAAGAGGGUAGAGGAGUUGUUAAAGUGGUUGAGAGGGGUGAUGUAA